AUGAGCGAUGGAGGCAGCCAGCGAGGCGGGGAGGCGGCCAGAUGCGAAGCCCAGGCCGGGGAGAGAGGGACAGACCCGGCCAGUGCAUCCGCCUCGACCCUGGAGCCGCAGGGAGAAGGGAAACUCUCUCCGGGAGAUCCGGAUUAUUGCAGGAGGAUCCUGGUGCGAGUCUUGCUAGAUGCUAAAGGGACCAUCCGUGAGAUCGUUCUGCCAAGGGGAUUGGACCUGGACCGGCCGAAGCGGACCCGGACCUCCUUCACCGCGGAGCAGCUUUACCGCCUGGAGCUGGAGUUUCAGCGCUGUCAGUACGUGGUGGGCAGGGAACGCACCGACUUGGCCAGGCAGCUCAAUCUCUCCGAGACCCAGGUCAAGGUCUGGUUCCAGAACAGACGCACGAAGCAGAAAAAGGACCAGAGUAAAGAUUGUGACAGUCGUCUAUCCAGUGCCUCAGAAUCCAUCGCCACCUGUAACAUCCUGAGACUUCUGGAACAGGGGAGAUUGUUGUCCAUUCCUCCCGCUCCCAGUUUGGUCAUUCAAGGAGCCUCUCCUCAUGGAUCUCCAGCGGUUGACAACUGUGGCCUGGUCUCCUCCAGCAGCAGUUCUCCUGGAAUGACCGCUGCCUCUCUCAGCCUCUCCACCCCUCCCCAGACUACCGGCUCCACCCACUGCCAGCAAGUUACUUCUCCGUGCUUCACAUGCCCACCACUAGGCGCCAGUCUUGAGCUCUCCUCCAGCUACGGGAUGGGUAUGUCAGCCUUCGAGCCUUACGCACGAACUGAGAGACAAGACAGUGCCACAGAGAAAAGGCCAAGUUCAUAG
Molecule: messenger RNA, 819 nt
Organism: Hemiscyllium ocellatum (epaulette shark)
Lineage: Eukaryota; Metazoa; Chordata; Chondrichthyes; Orectolobiformes; Hemiscylliidae
Gene: vax2
Product: ventral anterior homeobox 2
Exons: 3
Coding region: 1-819 (272 amino acids)
Biological process (GO): regulation of DNA-templated transcription; brain development; central nervous system development
Molecular function (GO): DNA binding; DNA-binding transcription factor activity, RNA polymerase II-specific
Source: RefSeq, a predicted model, not a curated record